AUGGCCCUCAGAACCCCCCACCCACGAUCUAGCUCAGACACCCCCACCCCCACCCAGGUCUCCGAGGCCGAGGAAUUCCUUCUAAAUUUGCUGCAGCGACCCCAGGCCUCAGUGGGGCUGGAGUUGGGCAGCCGAGUGACCAUCUCCAGCGCGCAGGGGACCCCGCCCCCCGCCCCGGGGAACAGCAGGCCGCUGUCCUGCUUCGUGGCUCCCGACUCCGGCCGCCUGCCAUCCAUCCCCGAGAACAGGAACCUGACGGAGCUGGUGGUGGCCGUGACCGACGAGAACAUCGUGGGAGUGUUCGCCGCGCUCCUGGCGGAGCGAAGGGUCUUGCUCACCGCCAGCAAGCUCAGCACCCUGACGUCGUGCGUUCACGCGUCCUGCGCCCUCCUGUACCCCAUGCGCUGGGAGCACGUGCUGAUCCCCACGCUGCCCCCGCACCUGCUGGACUACUGCUGCGCGCCCAUGCCCUACCUCAUUGGAGUGCACGCCAGUCUCGCCGAGAGCGUGCGAGAUAAAGCCCUGGAGGACGUCGUGGUGCUGAACGUGGACUCCAACACUCUGGAGACCCCCUUCGACGACGUGCAGGCGCUGCCCCCCGACGUGGUAUCCCUCCUGAAACUGCGGCUAAGGAAGGUCGCGCUGGCCCCCGGGGAAGGGGUGUCCCGUCUCUUCCUCAAAGCCCAGGCCCUGCUCUUCGGGGGGUACCGCGACGCGCUCGUCUGCAGCCCGGGCCACCCGGUGACGUUCAGCGAGGAGGCCUUCCUGGCCCAGAAACCUGGGGCACCUCUGCAGGCCUUCCACCGACGGGCUGUGCACCUGCAGCUCUUCAAGCAGUUCAUUGAGGCCCGACUGGAGAAGCUGAACACGGGGGAGGGCUUCUCAGAUCAGUUCGAGGAGGAGAUCACCUGCUGCGGAGCCUCUUCAGGUAUCCUUCGCUCCUAUCAGCUCUGGGCAGACAACCUAAAGAAAGGUGGUGGUGCCCUCCUGCAUUCAGUCAAGGCCAAAACCCAACCAGCCGUCAGGAACAUGUACCGCUCGGCCAGGAGCGGCUUGAAGGGAAUGCAAAGCCGGCUGAUGUACAAGGAUGGAGUCUCUGGCCUCCAGAGGGGAGGCUCCCUGAGGGCCCUAACCCUCACCAGCCGCUCUGAUCACCUGCAGCAGCGCCUCCCGAUCAUUCAACACUUUGGCCAGAAUCGACCCCUUCGCCCCGGUAGGCGACCACGGCCAGAAGAGGGACCUUCUGAGCCCCCAGGGGAGGGGACACCUCCUCUGAGCCCCAAGGACACCCAGAACCCGUGGGCAGAAGAAACACUUGACAGCAGCUUCUUGGGGUCUGGGGAAGAGCUGGAUUUGUUGAGUGAGAUUCUGGACAGUCUGAGUGUAGGAGCCAAGAGCUCAGGCAACCUGAGACCAAGCCAGAGCUUAGACUGCUGUCACAGAGAGGACCUGGACAGCUGCUUCAGCCUGCCCAACAUACCAGAAAGAGCAAGAUGGCAACCAGAUGGCGAGAACCUGCCAGAACCCCAGCCCCUGUCCCUGCCUGGAGACCUGCAGUCCCUGCGUGCCACAAGCUCCUCUGAGAACCUCAGUUCCCAGCUUGCCGACCAAGAAGUCAUCUCUUCACCCCAGUUCUCAACAGCUUCUGCAGUCCCAAGCAGCCAAGGGGACCUGGAAUCCUGUCUUCCUUCAGCUCCCCUAAUCCUUCAUUCCUCCCCUCCCCACAAGACAGCAGAAGGUUCUAGAGCCGGGGAGAGCCCCAGUUCCAGGCUCUCCACAGCACCCACCCAGCCCAGACCUCCAGAAAGCCCCCAAAUCCUGGCCCCCACGAAGCCCAACUUUGAUACUGCCUGGACCUCCCAGCCCCUUGAUUCUUCCUCCGACCUCAGUUCUCCAGAAAACACCAGAACCCAGCCUCCCAAGGUCCUCGCAGUCAGGCAAGCUCAUCUCCAGUUGCUUGAGGAGCCGGGAACCCCCAACUCCCCUGCUGCACCCCCUAGCCACCAGCAAGAGGCCCAGGCCAGGAGCCGGCCCAGAGUGGCUGAUCUUAAGAAGUGCUUUGAGAGUUAA
Messenger RNA from Carlito syrichta (Philippine tarsier), 2070 nucleotides. It is a transcript of the gene DENND1C, whose product is annotated as DENN domain containing 1C. Gene Ontology annotation, molecular function: guanyl-nucleotide exchange factor activity; phosphatidylinositol phosphate binding. Gene Ontology annotation, cellular component: cytosol; intracellular membrane-bounded organelle. Gene Ontology annotation, biological process: endocytosis; endocytic recycling. The transcript is spliced from 17 exons. The record is from RefSeq and is a predicted model, not a curated record. The coding region runs from base 1 to 2070 and encodes 689 amino acids. Lineage: Eukaryota; Metazoa; Chordata; Mammalia; Primates; Tarsiidae.